This is a messenger RNA of Cyanistes caeruleus (blue tit), 4536 nucleotides long. RefSeq names its product MYC target 1 (gene MYCT1). NCBI's taxonomy places the organism in Eukaryota, Metazoa, Chordata, Aves, Passeriformes, Paridae. Gene Ontology annotation, cellular component: nucleoplasm. The record is from RefSeq and is a predicted model, not a curated record.
AAUGUGAUACAUCCAUUUCCUUUCAGGCAAACAACACAGUUCUGUGGCAGCACAAAAGCUUUGCUUCUAGUGCAAAAUCUUAAACAUUCAGAAAACUAUUGCUCCUCUGUGGACGUAGCAAUCUGUGUUUGCUAUUUGGAUGUUAUGGAUAAGAACAGUACUUUUCCUCCAAUCACAUGGCCACCAAAGUUUUGGGAGCAGAUAACAAUAGCCUUCACAGUGUCCAUGGUGAUUGGACUGGUGAUCGGAGGGAUCAUCUGGGCAUUUUUCACCUGCUUGUCCCGUCGCAGAGCUAGCGCCUACAUUUCCCAGGGGAGCCCCUCAUCCUUCAGCCGUCGGUCCAGACCUCCCUCCCAUGGCCACGCUGCCAGCAGGACUGGAUUUUACCGCAACAGCAGCUGCGAACGUCGGAGCAACCUCAGCCUGGCCAGCCUCACCUUCCAGCGGCAAGCCUCCUUGGAGCAGGCCAACUCCUUCCCCAGGAAGUCGAGCUUCCGUGCAUCCACCUUCCACCCUUUUCUGCAGUGUCCUCCCCUGCCCGUGGAGACGAACAGUCAGCUGAUCACCCUCACUCCCACAAACACCACCACAACCCUUGUGGGAAGCACCACCAACAGCCUGAGUCGACCUGAAUUCCACUGGUCUAACAACAACCUCCGCAUCUGCCACUCCACGCAAACCCCGCCUCCUGCCUAUGAAUCCAUCAUAAAAGCCUUCCCAGAAUCCUGAGUUCGUCCUCGCUGCAAACACACACGUCCGUCUUAGGAGGAACCUCAAUUAUCUCCACGAUUUUCUGUGCAUGAUGAAGAUCUCUGAGACGUCUCCAGCUGCAGUUGCAGAGGGGACAUACUUUGCCAAGAGGCGUGUAGCAGUGACUUCAUGGAGCCCGACAUCCCACUGUCUGAGAGAUCACUUGUCUUUGCAGUGCUGGCUUUUAUUUACUGCUCUGCUCUAUGCUUGCUUAUUUAUAGUGUUGUAUCUUUAAUUGCAGCCUUUGUCUCUUUAUUUUAGAGGGAAAAAUGCUGCCACAUAAAAGCUAAAUAAUUUCUUGAAGGAACAGAUAAUACUAGAGAUUAUUGAUAUACACAGCACAUCAAUGCAAAUUUCACUAUUCCUUUUCUUUUUUUUAAGAGGUUUUGAUUUUACAUGUUUUUGUUAUGUUUUCAGAGAGCACCUCCCAUUACCCACCUUCUUGCUGUAACCCCAGAAGAACUUCAGCCUGAGGAACCUUAAAUGCAGACCUCAUAGAGGAAGCACUCCUGGCUGCAGAAGACAUCCUGUUCUGUUGAUUGCAAAGAUCUGAUCUGAAAAGAUUCCAUAUUAGGGAUGCUUGUUUAAAAUUCCCCAGUGUGGGAAAAAACUGUGAAGUAUAUGAAGCUUCAUGCAGAAAGAAGUUUUGAACAACAUACCAAAUGCAUGAUGACAAUUCUAAGGAAUUUUCUGUCUGCAGCCAGCAGAACAGGUAGUCACAUUUUAAUACUCAGUGAAGCUGUAUGGGCAGAACUCCUCAUAUUUCAUUUUUCUAAUUCUGGUUAUCCAGAUAAGCAGUAUGAAUGACAACUAUUUUUUGUAAUUAAGUUUCCUGAUUUCCUAUGGGAUUAGUCAUUUCCUUAUUUCAAAUUGUUUUUCUCAAAUUGUACCAACGUUUAAUUCUUUCUUUUAUUCACUGAAAUCUUGUCUUUCACUAAAACAAGAUUUCAGACAUCUGUGGCUGAACACAGGGAUUCUAUAAUGAAUUGGGAUAUGAAGAUAAAGAUGAAGUAUUAGUUGAGGCUUACAUAUAUUCUUGACUUUUAUAUGUGUAUCAUGACAAACUAACCCCUGGCUUAGUAGAGACUAAUUGCACUGAUGUGACAAAAUAUUCAGGAUUUGGAAAUAACAGAGACAAACGGGACCCGAAUUAAGUCUUAUUGUAUCUGUUUCCUGUUAAAUAUUUCAUGUUCAAAUUAAGGGUGAAGAAUUUCCACAACUAGAGGAGCUGUCCACACUCCACAUUUUCAAAUAUACCUGUUGUUUCUAAAAGGCUUGGGCAAUACCAGCCUCAGGACUCCUGAUUCUGAUGGGGCUUCUGUAGGUUCAAUAAAUUCUUAUGUCUCUUCUGGGAGGGACAAAGACUCAGCAGCUUCUGGGAAUGGGCAAAAUGCUCAACAUCUCCCAGGUUUUCCAGGCUUUUGGAGACUGGAAGCUUGCAUCCCUUUGCUGAGGUCAAUAUCUCCUGGGGAGCACUGACAUUGAUCUCUGAACCUCAGUAUUCCAGCCCAAUGUCCACCCAUUCGCAAAUAAUGCUACAAACAUUAAGCUUAUAAGCAAUACUUAUUGUAAACAACAAGUAUUCCUUAUUGUAAAGGCAAAUUAUUUUGCAUAUAUUUACUGGCUGGAUUUCAUUGUUUCGUUUCUAGUGUGCAACACAUCUCUAGAUAUGUGUGUCAUUGCUAGAAGAAGAACCAUUUACAGAGUUUACAGAGUAUUUCACUGCAGACACUAUGGGUUCUAGCACACCCAGAACUGGCUGGAACACUGCAUUUGGCUGACCACAGGCUACAGACUUAACACAACAGUCCUCUGAAGAACGAAGGAAAGUUGUGCCUUUUCAUUCAUUAAUAUUUUUAUUUCUUUUUUUCAUUUAGAGUUUUUCUGAGUCUGAUGAAUUUCUUUGCACGCCAAAGUAUGUUCAAGUGUCCUUCCUAUAGGAUAGGUGAUGCAGCCUAUUCUAACCUGCCUACAAAAAGUAGAAUUCAAGCCUGCUCCCUUUGUUUAGUGGGUUUGAUGAGCUGUGGAAGAGACAACUUAACCUACCAUCUGCGUACCCAGUGUGCACCCAGCUGGCCAAAACUGCUUGUUCUUUGAGAGUGAAAUAAUUUUAGAUGAGUAAAUUUUUACCUCUGGAUUUUAAGUGUACAUUAUAUUACAGUAGAACUUUCCACAACGCAAUUAUUACAUGAUUGUAACUUGUAUUACACUGUAUUUAGUAAAUAAGGUAAAGAGGGAAGCUUAAAUGUACUGUAUUAUUUUUCCUCCUGAAAUCUGCACUGGACAUCAAAACAUUUCUUAUGUGCCCUGGAUUAGGGAGACUAAAACCACACAUUUGGUGCAUAGCCAAUAUGACUGUCAGAUGCCUAAAACUUGUUUUCACAUCUGAAAUGUUUUGCAAGCAUUCAGGAGGAUUCAGAAUGUGGAAUAAAAUUAGAUGCUAUAAUCUCAAGCUCAUGUUUUUUUCUUAAUGAUGAAUACGUGACUUGCAUAAAAGAUCUUUUAAAGGGAAGAGUAUUAUCUUUAAUUAUGCAACCUGACACAGUUAGAAAUGUGAAUGAGGACUCCCUCCUUCCUUUGUUUCUGUGGGGAAACACCCCAAAACUGAAGAUGUUACUUAAAGUCAGAAUUUGACCUAUGAGAACAGCUUCAAAUGAUUACAAGUGAGAAGAUCUCUUACAAGUAUCAGUGCUUACAGGUAUCAAAUCCACUGGUUUAUAACUAUUUCGCCUUCAAUUCACAUUGUGUUUGAGCAAAUGCUUGCUUUAAGCAAAAGGGCAAUCACUAUAAGGUUCAUGCUUAAAUGGACUCAUGCACAUUUUAUUUCAUUAGAACCAAAGCACACUGCACAGCACCAACCCCGAAAUUAACACCAUGAUUCAGGAAUCACUGUGUGUUCGAUAUGAAAAAAAAGAUUAUAUUUGCUUAAUGAAAUUGUCUUUUAUUUCAAUUUAAAAUACUAGAAAUAAGAGCUGAAUUAAAACAGUGUGUUACUGCAGAUUUCAAGGUUUCAGAGCAUUCACAAGCAUGCAUUGAACUUGACAAUUAUUUUGCAUGUAAUACAAUUAAAAUGAUGCUCCCAGAAUCACAUAGGGACAGAUAGGCAGGACCAACAUCCAGAUAUCCUGACAACUUGUUCUGCAUAAGCACAACUAUCCUCUUCAUGAAGAGAAAUGCUAUCCUGUUAUUGUGUACAUCCACAGAAAGAGUCACUCCAGUUAUGGGUUCAUAUAGAAACUUGACAGCUCUUUGUCAGAGAAUAUUUUUGUUCCAUCUUAUCUACAAAAGUAGCUCAUGCCAUAUUCCUUGACCUUUCCCCGCUGAACAGCUGCUGACCACCUCUUUAGACAGCUACUGAUUACUAUACCGUAACACACUGAUCAUGCAGUAUUUUUGCCAAACCACAUUUUUCAAGUUCACUUUUAAUUUAUCAUGAAGCUUUUGAAUCAUCUCAACAUCCAUUCUUAAGUAUAAAAUGAAAACUAUGCUCACUGGAAAUAUCCUCUCAGAGGUGAAAUGACACAUGCCAGAUCCCUGACCUAUAAGCAUUUGAUAAAAUUAGAUGAUGUUUAUGAUGCAGUACAGCUUCUGGAAAAAGCAAAAAAAAAGAUAAUACUAAUUGGAAAUUUACCUUUGCCAAGUCCAGAACAGACUAAAGAAAAGGUGAGAUAACUUCAAAAUACUUAGAAGAGUAUUUUAGAAGCUAAACUUUCAAAGUCUUAAAACUCAAGGAAAAUACCUGUAUCUUAAUUUGGGUCUCUUAAUAAAAGUGAGUUUUUAAAGGGU